Pseudovirgaria hyperparasitica is the source of this 876-nucleotide messenger RNA. RefSeq lists its product as uncharacterized. The coding region runs from base 211 to 771 and encodes 186 amino acids. NCBI's taxonomy places the organism in Eukaryota, Fungi, Ascomycota, Dothideomycetes, Acrospermales, Acrospermaceae. The record is from RefSeq and is a predicted model, not a curated record. The transcript has a single exon.
GGGUGGGAAUUUCGAAGAAGAGAAGAACAGGGUUGUGAGAUUUUCAGCAGCACCCUGAACGUGAACCGUCAUGAUGCGGCUUGCUGAGAGAUUCAAUUUCAAACCACGAUACGAACGAGAUUGGCGCGUGUGAAAGGGUGGUGGUUAUAUGGAUAUGCUUGGGCGGCAAGCGGAAAGGAUAUUUGGUUUUUGGCGUAGAGGGAGAGUAGUAUGGAAGCUGGAAUCACAUGCUCAUGGCUUCCUGAAGCGGGUGCGUUCGAUAAAUUCAUCACACGCGUUCAUUCGGGCUUUAUUGGCAGGAUGAGGAGCACGCGACUCCCAUUGGAUGGAGUUUUCGCGAGCUUCUGGACGCUGAUUGGGUAUGGGACAAGAUAUAAUCGGCGAGCAUACGUGCAGCAGUCUCCAAUAUGGCUAUUCCCCGCUACGUCUUUUCUCCCUGCAGAAUUCUGCAGAAUAUUGUGCCAGGGCUUGCAGCAAGACCUGGCAGCUGAGGAUAUAUUUCGUACAGACGCGACGACACGCGAGUGCGGUCGAGUGGAAGCGGUUCGAGAGACUAUGCUGCAAUUUCUGCUCUACCAAUAUGCAUCUAGCAGGGGGAGGCGCAACGUCGAUUGUCGACGUCGGUACUGGAGGCUGGAGCUUUGGUACGCCGUCUAUCGAUGGAUUCGAUGGGUUGCGGGGAGCAAAAUGCGGUGCCGGGCCGUUGCCAUCAGCAGUGAGAGGGAAUCAAAGAGGAUCUUCGAGGCGCUCUCUUGUCUAUACCAAUUGUGAGAUAGCUGAAUUGGCCAAGCUUCCCUUGCUCUUUUCGCACUUUGCUCGUUGCUCUUCUCGCAAGCUGCAAGCUGAGGGCUCAAGCGUUGUGGAUUUAGGUAGAUG